AUGACGCACCGUCAGGCUCCCCAUUCUUCCCACUCCACCUUCCGCAUUCAUUUCUUACCUCUUUACUUUCUUCCGGCAGCGCUAUUUUCGCGCCUCCUCAACGCAGCCGACAAGCGACCCCCGAUUGCUCCCGGUCGCAACAUGGCACCUCCGCCCCCCGCUCCGCCGCUGCCUUUCGCCCCAGUCCGACCUUCUGGAGGCAUUGCUGCCCCACCACUGCCACCGUCUCACCCUGUCCAUGCACGAGUACCUUCCAAGCUACCGGAAUCCAUACCAGACGCUUCUUCCCCAUCAUCUCCACCAUCUAACCCGGAUGAUCGCAAUGAACUAGUAUUGUCCAAGGUGCCCCAGUCCACAUCCGGUCAUUUCUCAUCAUCACCGUCACCACCUCGUCCGGCGCAUUCACGAGCGCCUUCGAAGCUACCUUCAUCUCUAGUUUCUCGGGAGUUAACCCCUUCUGCGCCUCCGUUCACUCCCUCUGCUCCUUCCUCCCCAGAACCAUCCGAUGGUCCCAUUCCUCGUCUCCCCAUCAUGCUGUCGCCACAUCCCUUCUCUAGGCGAGUGCGUUCCUCUUCCUCCUCCCCUCGCCGCCCUCGUCGCGCCGGUACAGGACUACCACACCUCUCUCACCACACAAGCGUCUCCGACUUUGAGCUGGGAGAAUCCGCAUCUGGAGACCGUCCGGCUCGUGAUGAGUUCGAAGAAGAAUUCCUCGCCCAGGGAGUUGCAGAGCAUGACGUUGAAGGGAAAUUAAUUAACUCGCAUUUGGAACGUGUGGAUUUCCGGCAGCUAGACGAUGACGAAGAAGUCCUUAGUGAGUCGGGUUCCCCAAGCGAAAAGAACCAGCAGGAGAAAAAGUCUCCAGCGCAAGCCAUGAAAAAAGCAAAGCAGAGCACCGUGCGCAGCGACUGGAAACGCAUUCCAACCGAAGUUGGUUGCGCGGGCUGCGCGGGUUGUGCAAGAUUGUGCGGUGAGAAUCGGAGGUUGAGGAGACAAAUGGACGAACUUGAAUUUGAACUGGCGAGUGGCGUUUUACACAAUCCCGCAGAUGGAUUUGACCCUCCGGCUGUCAUGUCUGCUGUUCCUAUCCUCCCACAAAUCCCAGUUUCUGCAAAGCGCAAGCGCGGUUGGGGAUCCAAGAUGAAGAAUCCAACCAUUGCAAGCUUGAAUGGGGCGAAGGCUAGUGAAAAGGAAAGAUUAAAGAGCAAGGUUAAUGCACUAACGGUGACGACAGAAUAUUUAUGGAGGAAGUUGAAUAUGGCAGAAAUGGAGCUACGGACAUAUCGACUGAAAGACCUCAGAAAUCGAAUGAAACUGACUAGGACCCUCAAGUGAUUCUGUGAACAAUAGGAGCGAACAGUGCAGAGAGCAAAGUUCAAGGGAGAUGAUAGAGAAAAAAAGCGAGUGAGGUCGUGGCAAGACUGAUGUUUUAACGAUCGUGACUGCAAAAACGGAGACGACUGCCGAGGAAUAUCAGUUGGCAACCAAUAUAUUAAAGAUAACGCACGAGCACCUGUAUACCAUACUCGCGGCAUCUAACGUGGGGAUGUUGGCUGCGAGCUUGCGAGCGACAACUGCAGAUAUUGCGGCGCUUUUCGAUA
Chondrus crispus (carragheen) is the source of this 1601-nucleotide messenger RNA. RefSeq lists its product as hypothetical. Bases 1 to 1335 code for a protein of 444 amino acids. The record is from RefSeq and is a predicted model, not a curated record. The transcript has 2 exons. Lineage: Eukaryota; Rhodophyta; Florideophyceae; Gigartinales; Gigartinaceae.